AUGGUGACUGACAUGCUGCAGGCCAUUUUCACCAACAUGCUGGGUGUGUUGCUCUUUCUGCUCAUUAUCCUCUAUCACUACAUGGCCGUCAACGACUCCAAGAAGCAGGAGGGUCCCCCUUUUUUUGUCAAACAAAAUUUAUUAAUAAGAAACAUGUUACAAGACAAAAAAAAAAGAUAG
Molecule: messenger RNA, 180 nt
Organism: Eublepharis macularius
Lineage: Eukaryota; Metazoa; Chordata; Lepidosauria; Squamata; Eublepharidae
Product: dolichyl-diphosphooligosaccharide--protein glycosyltransferase subunit 4-like
Exons: 1
Coding region: 1-180 (59 amino acids)
Cellular component (GO): oligosaccharyltransferase complex
Source: RefSeq, a predicted model, not a curated record